This is a messenger RNA of Suillus plorans, 2529 nucleotides long. RefSeq lists its product as uncharacterized. The transcript is spliced from 11 exons. Lineage: Eukaryota; Fungi; Basidiomycota; Agaricomycetes; Boletales; Suillaceae. Gene Ontology annotation, biological process: metal ion transport; transmembrane transport. The record is from RefSeq and is a predicted model, not a curated record. The coding region runs from base 273 to 2207 and encodes 644 amino acids. Gene Ontology annotation, cellular component: membrane. Gene Ontology annotation, molecular function: cobalt ion transmembrane transporter activity; magnesium ion binding; cobalt ion binding.
ACCAAGUUGUCUGUAAGCCUGAGUAUGUACACAAAACGUAAGUACGUGGAUUCAAUGGAGGCAGGGCGCAACUAUGCAAGACCAUACUUAGUAUCUCGGAGCUCAUAACCUUUUUCAAACGUCUUCCUGCAAAAAUUCAUUUACCCCUGCAGCCCUUCAAAUCACUUUGGGGCCGAAUUACCCUUCACUACCGGUGUUUCAUACACUAGUUCUAACUUGAUUGAACAUACCAGGGAACGAUAAACUUACUCUGACGAAGAUUACAGCUUGCCAUGCCUCGCGAAAACAGUUUCACGGACUCUGUCGGACGUUCCUUGACGCCUGACCUUGAGGACGAAUUUAUGCCAUCACCAAGUCCAGCAUUGCGUUCCGCAUCUCCUGCUCAUAUCGAACUGUCUUUACCCUCCAAUGGACCCUUUCAAGAACCUAUGGUUCAGUCUUGCCGACUCGGACGUGCAUCUUCGUCAAUACUUCCGGCCUUACUGCAGCCAGAACGUGUUCCUGCCAUCCAUUUUCAAACUCCCAAAGAUCGCUUCCGGUCAUAUGUUCGUAAAGUAAUUUCCAUGCACCGAACAACAACCGUCUUUUCGGGCUUCGGUCUCGCCGGUGCGGAACCUGGUGUUGACCCGCGCAGGCAGUCCGCAUACCUCCAUUAUGCGCACAUUCGCGAGCGCUGCGAGAUCCAGAUCAACGACUAUAGUACCGUGAGGAGCAGCUUUGGAAAGAUGGAUAAUGAGCGUUUCGUACAAAUGUUCAAUGAUAAGAGAAGUUCGGAGAAGGAGUCUUGGGUGAAGGUGAGGUGGAUAAAUGUGUGCGGCAUCAGCUGGGAUGUGAUGAGUGUACUUGCCCUGAAGUACGGCCUUCAUCCCCUCGCCCUCGAAGAUGUAUUGCACACACACGGACACACGCGCUCCAAAACGGACUACUACAAUCAACACCUCUUUAUCCAUGUCUUAUCUCACACACUCGCUUCCUCCUCUUCAUCUCACUCCUAUAUACCAGAGGACGAAGACCCACUACGGAGCUCCUCACCAGGUCCAAUGACACCAGGAGACUAUCACGAGGAGGGGUACUUCAAGGAUGAUAACCUCCAUGCAGAUGCUGGGGAUGAAGAUCACAUGAUGUAUGACGACAGUGUGCCUGCAACCUGGCGACUUGGAAGCACUGUCAGGAGCCAAAGGUCAGCGAAAGCUGACAUGGAGAGUGUAGCAAGGGCCAGGGAGAACGGCUUAACCCCGCUGACAUCUGCUACACGGAAGGAGAGCGCGAAUCUCCUCCCUGCGCAGUCACGAAAACGCCGGGAGAAAGCUCGUAUGACUCUUGCUGAUCUCAAGAAGGCAGGUCGCGUGGACGUUUGUAUCCACCCGAUAUCAAUUUUCUUAUUGAGAGACGGCACAGUAAUCUCUGUCAUGCCAUCCAAUUUCAUUCAUUUCACGGGUCCCAUCAUGGCGCGUCUCCGACAGCCCGACACGGGGCUGCGUGCAUCUGCAGAUCCCAGUCUGCUCGUUCAAAGUCUGCUCGACCUCAUUGUGGACUCUGCACUUGAGGUAGUGGAUGCAUUCCACGAGAAGAUAUUGCAACUAGAAUACGAUGUGUUAAUGAAGCCGAAUAUGAAAGUGGUUACAAGGCUGCACAUUCUUUCUGGUGAUUUGAUACUGCACAAGCGGACACUUGGGCCCCUCAAGACGGUCAUUUAUGGGCUACGGCGGUACGACGAAGACCGGUGUGCUGCACUUCUCUCACCUGCUGAGAAGGAGGUGCAAGAGCAAAGCAGAGAGAAAGUGAAGGGGUUCAUGUCCAAUAAGAGCAAAAUAUACCUGGCGGACGUACACGAUCAUAUGGAAUAUAUCCUUACAAGCAUGGAUAUGUUCGCAGGGAUAACAGAAAACCUGAUGAACUACACGUUCAAUAUAAAAUCAUACGAAAUGAACGUAGUCAUGCGCCGCCUCACCCUCGCAACUAUCAUAUUCCUCCCGCUGACAUUGCUCACGGGUUAUUUUGGAAUGAAUUUUGCAUCGAUGUGGAGUGUCAAUGACCAUUCCGACGCCCUAUUUUGGAAGAUUGCGAUCCCUCUCAUGGCAUUCGUUAUACCCUUAUUUAUGUGGUCAGACAUAAAGCAUGCCACGCAUUACGCUGAGAAACGGUGGGCGGCAAAGGUGCGUCAUUGCCUGGUUUGUUGUGCACUGUGUAUGUCAAUAAUCGUCUGAUAGACUACCAAGGCAAGUUGGCGUGACUGACCGAUGCCCGCAAUAUUCAACGCGGUUGUAUUACCCGACUUUACACGAUUGCGUUUGGUAGAUUUCGGAGUAUUUGACGUUGCUUGCUUGCGGGCUAGCGACGAUAGCUAGAAAUGCUAAGUGUGGUUGCUACGGGGCACACCUCUUUCUAAGCUGAGAACACAUGCCUUGAGUGGAGUGGACUAGCACUCCUUUGAUCACAUAUGCCUUGACCGCUUUAACAUACUGGCUCUCGGGUCACGCGUUGAGUCAGGGAUAAAAGCCGAUUCUCGAAACGUACCGAGGUCCGACG